GUGAACGCGGGUCUUCAGAUUUAUCGGAAUGGCGCCUUAUAGAAGGAGUAAAAAGCCGCCACCCGAAGGAUGGGAGUUGAUCGAACCAACAAUCGAAGAAUUGAACAGGAAGAUGCGUGAGGCUGAAACUGACCCUCAUGAGGGAAAACGUAAGGUUGAGGCUGAAUGGCCAAUAUUUCGCAUUCAUCAUAAGAGGUCUCGGUUCAUUUAUGACUUGUAUUAUAAACGAAAAGCUAUUUCUAAAGAGCUGUAUGAAUUCUGCAUCAAAGAGAAGAUAGCCGAUGCAAAUCUGAUCGCCAAAUGGAAAAAACAAGGAUACGAAAACUUAUGUUGUUUAAGGUGCAUCCAAUCUAGAGAUACCAAUUUUGGAACUAAUUGCGUAUGUCGAGUACCAAAGUCAAAGUUAGAAGAAGGUAAAGUUGUUGAGUGUCAAAGUUGCGGUUGCCGUGGCUGCUCUGGCUAAUCAAUGAGUCUGCAUGUACAUACAACUUAACGUAUUUGAAUUUUGGUGUUAACUAUUCACUUGGUUCUGUGUAUAUAUAUUCGAAACAUAACUGGCCUUCCUACAUCAGCUCACUCUUCAAUAUGUGGACAGUAUUUUUACACGUUUUCUUACCUGAUAAUAGAUAUAUCAAAUGAAGUCAUUUAACGAUAUACAGUCUAUCCUUUUUUGAAGUUUGCUUACUAUUCCCAUUUGGUUUGUUAACUUAUGGUUUGCUCUCAAUGUAUGCAAUAAGUUCACAUCGUUGCAUUAAAAACAGAGGGUAUAACGUCA
Messenger RNA from Schistosoma intercalatum, 775 nucleotides. NCBI's taxonomy places the organism in Eukaryota, Metazoa, Platyhelminthes, Trematoda, Strigeidida, Schistosomatidae. The record is from the annotation of a GenBank genome assembly.